AUGCAGGUGGAAAGCUUCCAGCCAAGUGAAGAAGUAGUCAAUGAAGUAGAUGCAGAAAGCACGCAUAUAGAAGAAAAGCUCUUGGGCUUAUCAAUUAGUCAGGAAUCAAUUCAAAAGGUUAUUUUGGAAUUCUUAUCUGAACAGGGGUAUAGUAAAGCAGCUCGAGCUUUUAAACGUGAAACUGGGAUUAGUAUUGAGAUGGUACCAGUCCUACCUGAACGAGAAGAGAUCAGAUUAUUAGCCGAGAAAGGAGAGUUUUUAGGAGUGCUAGAAAAGACAUCUGCUAUCUCUCCUUUUAUCUUUUCUGAUGAUCCUGCCUUGUACUUUGCUAUCUUAAGACAAGAUUUAUUAGAAGACGUAGAAGUACGUGGCCAAACAGAAGGACAUGUCUUAUUACGGAUGGAGAAAGAAGUAGCACCAGUAGUAGAAAAACAUCCUUCUUUACUAAGUAUGAUGGAGAGUUUAGUAAGUGAGAUAGUCUUUCGCACUCGUAGUCUUGAAAAAGUACUGGAAGGUCGUCAUGAAGUCUUUCAAGAGAUCAACCGGAAGGUUUUAAGACUAUUUGAUUAUGAGAUCAAUGACGGUCUUUCUAAGUUCCUAGAAGAGACAGAGGAAGUAGCCAGCACAACCCAGUUCAUAUCUCUAGCCAAAGAAUGCCCCCUAAUUGAUGUCUUAGUUCAAAAGGUCAAGAAGCAAUUAAGAUAA
Nematocida homosporus is the source of this 705-nucleotide messenger RNA. Its product is annotated as glucose-induced degradation protein 8. The record is from RefSeq and is a predicted model, not a curated record. NCBI's taxonomy places the organism in Eukaryota, Fungi, Microsporidia. Bases 1 to 705 code for a protein of 234 amino acids. The transcript has a single exon. Gene Ontology annotation, molecular function: protein binding.